Molecule: messenger RNA, 267 nt
Organism: Mesitornis unicolor (brown roatelo)
Lineage: Eukaryota; Metazoa; Chordata; Aves; Mesitornithiformes; Mesitornithidae
Product: acylphosphatase-2-like
Exons: 3
Molecular function (GO): acylphosphatase activity
Source: RefSeq, a predicted model, not a curated record
AUGUCUGCCCUGACCAAGGCCUCCGGCGCGCUCAAGUCGGUGGAUUACGAAGUGUUUGGACGAGUGCAAGGUGUUUGUUUCAGGAUGUACACAGAAGAGGAAGCUAGGAAAUUAGGAGUGGUUGGCUGGGUUAAAAAUACCAGUCAAGGAACUGUAACGGGCCAAGUUCAGGGCCCAGAAGAUAAAGUAAAUGCAAUGUAAGUAUUUUUGCAUUUUUAUCUUAGUCUUACUAAAGUCAUUUACAGAAUCACUUUUAAUCUAAAGUGA